This is a messenger RNA of Penicillium chermesinum, 504 nucleotides long. RefSeq lists its product as uncharacterized. The record is from RefSeq and is a predicted model, not a curated record. The coding region runs from base 1 to 504 and encodes 167 amino acids. Lineage: Eukaryota; Fungi; Ascomycota; Eurotiomycetes; Eurotiales; Aspergillaceae. The transcript is spliced from 2 exons.
AUGGGCCCCAAGACUCAAGCUCAAGCUCAGGGCUCCCCUAGCCCGGCUCGCCGCUCCACUAGCCGCCAGGCCUCACCUAAGCAGUCCGUUAUCACCACGGACAACAUGGAGUUGCUUUGGCUGUACCACUUGGCCAGCGGAGCCCACAUACUGACAUUGUUACGGAAGCCUAACCACCAGGUCAUCGCCACGCACUUCGGCAUCCCCUACAAGACGGUUGCUUCCCGCUACACUCGCAUUCGUGAGCAGUUCAAGCACGUCGAGCUGACUGAGGCCGCCCAGCGCCACAUGUCUACCUCUGCCCGCGUUUCCGCUAGCAAGUACAAGGUUACCAAGCAGCGUGCCCCUCCCAAGUCCAAGGCCAAAGUCACGGACGAAGACGACGAGGAUAAGCCAGCUCCGACUAAGAAGUCACCUGGUCAUUCCCUGAGCUUUGAUGGUGACGAUUUCCACGGGGACGAUGAACAUAUCCCCAUUCAUGAUGACCGCGAGUACCGCUACUAG